Pyrgilauda ruficollis (rufous-necked snowfinch) is the source of this 1878-nucleotide messenger RNA. It is a transcript of the gene CXXC4, whose product is annotated as CXXC finger protein 4. The record is from RefSeq and is a predicted model, not a curated record. Gene Ontology annotation, molecular function: zinc ion binding; methyl-CpG binding. Bases 1 to 1878 code for a protein of 625 amino acids. The transcript has 3 exons. Lineage: Eukaryota; Metazoa; Chordata; Aves; Passeriformes; Passeridae. Gene Ontology annotation, cellular component: nucleus.
AUGAGGGUUAGUUCAGCGGGUACAGCGACGUGCCCUCCCGAGCGUUCCCGGGUUGUCUCUCGGCGAAGCCCCCUGCCCCGCGGCGCCCACAGAGGGGCUGUCCCCGUCUCGGUGUGUGUGUCCCCAGCCCUCCCUGCGCAGCCCCCGGCGGCGGUGACGGGGAAUCCUCCCCGAGAGGCUGCGAUAAAUACUCCGUCGUUACCCCGUGCCCCCCGCGGCCUGCAGGCAGCCCCCCCGUACCCGGAGGCGGCGGGGGGGCCGGGGAAGCCGGUGCCGCCGCAACCAGCGCCCGGCGGAGCCAGCUGUGCCGGUGGGCAGCUCCCGGCCCCCGUGCCGUGUCCCCCGCCCCCCACCUUGUCCCGGGACCGGGUUUGCUCCGCCCGGGCCGGCGCUGGGAGCCCUCUGCCCGCGGCUACGGCGACGUGUGCCCCCCGCCCGUGUGUGCUCCCCCCUCCCCGGGGUGGCCGUGGGCGGCCGUCAGCGCCCCCCGCGCGCGCGCACCCCCUCGGAAUUGACUUUUUGUGUUUCAGCUGCGGCAGCUCCCGUGAGGAUGCCGGAGGAGCGGCUGCCCGGCCAAGCACCGACCGCGGGGAUGCGUCCGGAGGAGGAUUAAUCGACACCCCCACCCCCGCCCCGUCCCUUCCCGCCGCCCCCCCCGUCCCGGCCACGAUGAACACCAACGUGUGCGUGGAGAGCGGCCCCAACCCCGAGGCGCCGGGGCUGCCCAAGGACAGCCACCUGCCCGAAGGGGCCCUCAACAGCCUUGUGGAUUACAACUCGGAGAUGGAGAGGUACCGCUCCUUCGCCACCUUCUACAAGACCAACGGCGGCGCCUUCCCCCAGGCGGCCAAGAUCGCCCGCAUCACCACCCCCAUCUUCCCCAGCGCGGCCGCCGCCGCCGCCGCCCGCAUCGGCAUGUCCCCCUGGAACUGCGACACCGCCACGGCCGCCGCCGCCACCGCCAUGCUCUGGGGCAGCGGCGGCGGCGGCGGCGCGGCGGGCGGCGCGAGGAAACCCUCCUCCUCCUCCUCCUCCGUCGCCGCCGCCGCCGCCUCCGCGGCCGCCGCCGCCGCCUCCUCGCUGCACGCCGGCAGGGGCGGCAUGCAUCACCGGAGCGACUCGCAGCGGCUGGGCAAGCCCGGCUGCCCGCCGGCCGAGCAGCCCGCCCUGCCCAUGGCCAACGGCAACUUCCUCUCCACCCUCGCCCCCGAGCACUGCCGGCCGCUGGCCGGCGAGUGCAUGAACAAGCUCAAGUGCGGCGCCGCCGAAGCCGAGAUCAUGAACCUCCCCGACCGCGUCGGCACCUUCUCGGCCAUCCCGGCGCUGGGCGGCCUCUCCCUGCCCCCCGGGGUCAUCGUCAUGACGGCCCUGCACUCCCCCGCCGCGGCCUCGGCCGCCGUCACAGACAGCGCCUUCCAGAUCGCCAACCUGGCGGACUGCCCGCAGAGCCACGCCUCGGCCUCGCCCGCCUCCGCCCUGGGCGCCGCCGCCGGCGCGGGGGGCGGCGGAGGCGGCGGCGGUGGCGGCGGAGGCGGAGGGGGGGCCGGCGGCACCGGCGGCGGGGCCGGGGCCGGGGCGGGCAACCCCGCCAAGAAGAAGCGGAAACGCUGCGGGGUGUGCGUGCCCUGCAAGCGGCUCAUCAACUGUGGAGUCUGCAGCAGUUGCAGGAACCGCAAAACGGGACACCAGAUCUGCAAAUUUAGGAAAUGUGAAGAGCUUAAGAAAAAACCGGGCACUUCGUUAGAGGUCAGAGGAGAUGAUUUCUUUUUCCCCAGCCUCCCGCCGUCCCUCCUCAACCCCCUGCCCCCGCCCCUCCAGUGCUUCUUGUCUAGCUUCAAGAUGCAGCAUCCCUUCUCCGAGGCCUCCUUCAGGCUCUGA